Messenger RNA from Penicillium subrubescens, 994 nucleotides. Its product is annotated as NADHX epimerase. The record is from RefSeq and is a predicted model, not a curated record. Gene Ontology annotation, cellular component: mitochondrion. The transcript has 5 exons. Gene Ontology annotation, molecular function: NAD(P)HX epimerase activity. Lineage: Eukaryota; Fungi; Ascomycota; Eurotiomycetes; Eurotiales; Aspergillaceae. The coding region runs from base 98 to 919 and encodes 273 amino acids.
UGUCAGUCUGAUUUCUCAUUCCAAGGAGAAUAGUUUGGUAAUUAGUUCAUCCAGAUUGCUCUUGAACAAAAUCUGGUUCUCGGCCUAGAAACAUUGCAUGUUCCGCUCCGCUUGUACCAGACGCCUCCCGCUUCCCGCUCUUCGCCGACACAGUAAAGCUGCCACAAUGUCGCUCAAGGCAAUCUCAGCCAAAGAUGCCGCAUCCCUGGACAAAGAUCUCAUGGACGUGAACAUCGGCGGGUGGUCACUAGACCAGCUUAUGGAGCUGGCGGGCUUGUCGGUUUCUCAAGCUGUUUGGAAGAUGCAUCCACUCAGCCAAGGAAAGAAUGUCCUUGUUGUAUGCGGACCCGGAAACAACGGUGGCGAUGGUCUCGUCGCAGCGCGGCACCUCGCACACUACGGCUACAAUCCCACCGUGUACUAUCCCAAAGAAGGUAAAAACGAGCUCUACCAGCGUCUCAAAACCCAACUCCAAAACCUCUCAAUCCCAUUCACAACCGACUUCGAAACCGCCCUCUCAAACACCCACCUCCUAAUCGACGCCAUAUUCGGCUUCUCAUUCGGCGGGCCCCUCCGUGAGCCCUUCCCAUCCAUAAUCUCGCAAAUCGAAGCAGCGAGCAUCCCAGUACUCAGUGUGGAUGCACCCAGUUCCUGGGAUAUCACCUCCGGUCCGCCGUCGUCUGGCCCUGGUGCUAAAUUUAUGCCGAAGGCGCUGAUUAGUCUGACGGCGCCGAAGCCGUGCGUGAAGUUCUAUAAGGGCCGGCACUUUGUUGGAGGGAGAUUUUUGACGCAGAGUAUUGCGGAGAAGUAUGGGUUGGUUUGUCCGGCGUACGAGGGGAUUGAUCAGGUGGUGGAAGUUUUUGAGGAUGGGGAUGGUGGUGAUUUCCGGUAUGCUCCUAAGGGGCAGUCGAAGUACUAAAGUAGUCUAUCUACUAUUAACUAUUGAGUUUGCGAAAGACUUAUCUCUACUGGAAGGGAUAUAGGAAGAAUGAUA